GAUGGUGCGCUAUCCAGGAAAUGGCGGAUUGUUUUUACAUUGGGGGAGUUGUAAAAAUUUGAGCGUGAGACAUGUGGGUGUUGUAACGAUUCACGAACAAGUAGUCAAUUAAACACUCCUUUCGGCAUGAGUGAUCAUUUUUGGGAACCUUUAGCCGAAGUGUACAUCGCAGAUCGAGCAGAGUCUUCUAACCCUGAUAAUUACAUUUAUUGUCUUUGCAGCAGAGUAUUUAUUGGAAACCCAGAAGUUUAUACAAUCCUUGCUCUAGAAAAUGCUAGUGAAGAUGAAGAUGUUGAGGGUGAUUGUGUUGGAGAAAUGUUAGAUCUUCAUAAAAGGUCUAUUAUAGAAGCACAAUCUAUUGAAAAACAUGAUGAAGAACCAGUGAGCUGCUACUGCAGUGCUUCACACACAGACAACAAUUAUUCCACAGAUGAACAUGACUCUGUUCGUGAUUCUGCUUAUCGUCCUACUACACAUUCCCUCACACAAAAGCUGGGCCUGCAUCAGUCAGAUUCAGGUGCAGACUUAUCUGAAUAUCAUGACCAACAUGAGGCUAAAAGUAUACAAAAUUUAUUGGCAUCUUAUGGAAAAACUUUCCAAACUACAGAGACUGAACUGGAGGAUGAAUUUGACAAAGUGAAUAUACUUGCACAACAUCAAGAAGAAAAAGACCUAAAAUUUGAAUCUAAAAUGGUAAAUAUUCAUUCAUCAGAUCAUCUUGCAGAUAGCAUUGAAGUUUUAAAUUAUGAUCCAUCCACAUAUAACGAAAAGGAAUUUCAUCUAGAAAAGCCAUUAUGCUCGUCAGAAGACAAAGAUUUUGAAAUACAUAAUAUAUUUAAAAAUGUUUCCCUAAAUGAUACACAGACUUAUAAUGAAGAUGUUAGGUAUAACUGUGAUGAUAACUUUCAUGAUUAUCCAUAUUAUUCUAUGUAUUCUAAAACUAAGAAUAUAAUGGAUAUUGCAUGGGAGAAAUAUUGGUGUGAAAAUCGUGAACAUAUAAUUUGGACAACUUGGAUUAGAAAAUAUGCAGAUUACAUAAAUCCAGAAUAUUUACAACAGUAUGCUCAUUUAAUAAGUGGUGAAAAAUUGGAAAUGAAAGAAACUAUUGAAAAAUUCUCAGAACAAAAUACAUGUUUUCCUAGUCAAGCACACAAAAAUUGUGAACUUGAUCGCUCAAAUUUUGAAGGAAUAUUUAGUAAAAGUAAUAGUGCUGGUGAUAAUGAAAUGAAAGCAAAUAAUACAUGUAGCAUUAAUUUUUCAUUUGAUGAUGUAAGAAAACAAGAAAUAAAUGAUAAAGAUGCAGAAGAUAAUAGAAAAAAGUUAACAAAUUUUGAAACAUCACCAGAAACUGGAGAUGGCUGGAAUCCAUUGAGUCCUUUUAGUAUGGAAGAGAGUUAUAAUCAACAGUCUAAUGCAGAAGAUGAAAGACUUUUAACAAGGUGCGAUUCCAUUAAUGAAUCUAUAGCAAAAACAAAUGCAACAUCAGAUUCUAUGACAAAUGUCACAAAAAUGACCCUUACUAGUUCUAGUUGUGAUUCUAUCUCUACAAAUUCAUCUAAUCUCAUUAGUUCUGUAACUAGUUCCAUUGAAAGCAAUAUAACAAAUACCAGUUCAGAUCAAGAUAAUGAUCAAGAUAUUGCAGAAGAUACUGAUAGAUACUGGCAGCAUUUAUGGAAAGAGAAUUUUCAAAUAGAAUAUGAAACCCAUUAUAAAUUAUUUAUAGAGAAAUAUAAAAGGGAGCAAUCUGAGAUUGGCAAUCAAAGUUAUAACCAGGAACAUAAUGAUGUAGAUAUGAAAGAGGAUGAAAGUGAUGAAAGUAUAGAUCAAGACUUUACACAAAGAGAAAUAGAUACAUCUAAUAAAAUUAAUAUUUCCGAAAGUAAAAAUGUGUCUAACAAACAUUUUUCUUAUACUAAGAAAGAAAAACUAAAAAAGAAACGAUUAAUUACAGAAUCAGUGGGAAUGUUUAUUCGAAAUUUUACAAUAAACACAGUAGAUAAUGAACCUAUUGUAGAUAAAGAUGAAAAAAACAAUAAAAUGGAAUAUUCCCAAGAAGGUGAACAUGAUGAUCAAAUUUUAAUCGCACAAAAUAGUGCAAUUGUUUCUACUAACAAUAGCGGCAACAAUAGUAUUCAACGAAAAUUUUCUGAUGGAGGAGAUGGAGAUGAUCCCAAUGAAGAUAAACCUAUAACAUUAAAACGAAGUCAUGAGGCUGAUUACAAUGAUUCAGAAGAAGGUUUAGAGUCAGUAAAAAAAGCGUUUUCAUUAAUGGGAUAUACUUUUAACAAAAAUUACGAGCAAUCAAAUCUUCAAGGAGAAGUAGUAUACAAGAAAAAAAACAUUAGGUUAUCAAAUAGACAAUUAAAAAUGAGAUACUAUAGAUUCAAACCAGCAAAUAAACAUAUAUACUUUGAUGAUAAUGGAGAGGAAAUUACUAACACUAUAGACAAAGUGAAACAUUAUUUAUCAUAUUGCCCUAUUUUGCCAUCAGCGAAAGCAGAAUUACAACCCUCUGAAACAGGUUCCUAUACAGCACAAUUUACAUCAAGUUCUGAUGAUGAAUGUGAUGAUAGCCUUAAGACAAAGUUGCAAACGAAGCGAUUUGUAUUUAAUAAACCAAGCACAAGUUCAAUAGAUUCAGUAGCAGAUAAAAGACAAUUCGAUGAUAUUCAUGAUACUUUAAAUAUAUUCGGUAGUCAAGACGAUGUUUUUCACAAUAUCGAGGAUGAUGACAUAUACAUUGAUCAAGAUAAAACAAAUGAUCUUACAAAAUGUGCAUCGGAAGACCAGUUUGCCGAACAAGAUAAUGAAUAUUGCGACGGAUUAAAUGUUGAUAUGGAUAUAGAUGAAAACAAUAGUAACAACGAAAUACAAAGUAUGAAAUUAUCAGAUGAGGACAAUAUAAAGAGAAUACAAAAGAAAAAACGAAGGAAGCAAUCUAAAAAAAGUAUAAGCCUUCCAGUAGAAAUAGUCAGUGAUAAAUGUUUAAUGAAGUAUUGGUUAAAGAGAUAUCAUCUGUUUAGCAAGUUUGAUGAAGGCAUUAAAAUGGAUCGUGAAAGUUGGUUUUCUGUCACGCCAGAAAAAAUUGCCAAGCACAUAGCUGAAAGAUGCAGAUGUGAUACCAUAAUUGAUGCAUUCUGUGGCGCAGGAGGAAAUGCUAUUCAAUUUGCUUUUACUUGUGAAAGAGUACUUGCAAUAGAUAUAGAUCCAGCUAAAAUCGAACUUGCUCGAAACAACGCCCGUGUUUAUGGUGUUGAUGACAGAAUAGAAUUCAUUGUUGGAGAUUUUCUUAAGAUCGCAUCAAAAUUAAUCGCAGAUGUUGUGUUUCUGAGUCCUCCAUGGGGAGGACCUGAUUAUAAUAAGAAUGAUACUUUAGAUCUCAAUAACAUUAUGCAUCCCAUUGGUGGAGUAAAUAUAUUUAAUAUAGCAAGAAAAAUCACAGAUGAUGUGGCCUACUUUCUACCUAGAAAUAUAGAUACUAUGCAGCUUGCCAUAUUAACCGGAGUAGGUGGUGUAGAAGUGGAGCAAAACUUUAUUGACAGGAGGUUAAUAGCUUUAACGGCUUAUUAUGGCGAACUGUCCAAGGACUGUUAGUUGUGAUAUGAUGUGUAAUUUACGAGAAGAUCCGCAUCAGCCGCUUAAAAACAGGAACUUCUCACAUUUUAUGAAUAAUUAGCUGUAAAUAAUGACUCGUAUCAAUUUGCUUAGGCUAUCGUGAAAAACAGUAUUCUUUAUUUCACCUCAUGCUUUUUUUUUUUACAAAAUACAUAUAAAAAGGCAAGUGUUAUAUAUUAUAAGUU
Molecule: messenger RNA, 3800 nt
Organism: Eufriesea mexicana
Lineage: Eukaryota; Metazoa; Arthropoda; Insecta; Hymenoptera; Apidae
Gene: Tgs1
Product: Trimethylguanosine synthase 1
Exons: 8
Coding region: 127-3594 (1155 amino acids)
Biological process (GO): 7-methylguanosine cap hypermethylation
Cellular component (GO): nucleus
Molecular function (GO): RNA cap trimethylguanosine synthase activity
Source: RefSeq, a predicted model, not a curated record